CAAUGAGCGCGUGAAGUUACCUGCCCGGCAGCGGCGGGGCCGAGAGCGCUGGGGCCCAGCGGACCAGGCAGGCUGCGCGCUCGGCGUGGACGGGUGCGCGCCGCGGCUUCGGGAGGAGAGUUGAGCGCUUUUCCACCCUCUAUUUUUUUUCCUCUCUUUUUUCUUUUUCUUUUUUUUUUUUCUCUCUUCUUAAACAAACCACAAACGGAUGUGAGGGAAGGAAGGUGUUUCUUUUACUCCUGAGCCCAGACGCCUCUCUCUGUUCCGUCUAAGCUUGUUUUUUGCUGAGCACUUUUUUUUUUUUUUUUUCAAAAAGGAAAAGAAAAGGAGUUGCUUGAUGUGAGAGUGAAAUGGACGUAAGAUUUUAUCCACCUCCAGCCCAGCCCGCUGCUGCUCCCGCCGCUCCCUGUCUGGGACCUUCUCCCUGCCUGGACCCCUACUAUUGCAACAAGUUUGACGGUGAGAACAUGUAUAUGAGCAUGACAGAGCCGAGCCAGGACUAUGUGCCAGCCAGCCAGUCCUACCCUGGUCCAAGUCUGGAAAGUGAAGACUUUAACAUUCCACCCAUCACACCUCCUUCCCUCCCUGACCACUCUCUGGUGCACCUGAAUGAGGUCGAGUCUGGGUACCACUCUCUGUGUCACCCCAUGAACCACAAUGGCCUGCUCCCAUUCCAUCCACAAAACAUGGACCUGCCAGAGAUCACCGUGUCCAACAUGCUGAGCCAGGAUGGCACACUGCUCUCCAACUCCAUCUCUGUGAUGCAAGAUAUCGGGACUACCGAAGGAGCUCAGUAUGGCUCCCAUCCUCAAAUGGCAGCCAUGAGGCCGAGAGGCCAGCCCCCAGACAUCCGACAGCAGGCAAGCAUGAUGCAGCACGGUCAGCUGACCACCAUCAACCAGUCCCAGCUGAGUGCACAGUUGGGUUUGAACAUGGGAGGCAGCAACGUUCCCCACAACUCCCCUUCUCCCCCUGGGAGCAAGUCAGCAACGCCUUCGCCUUCUAGCUCAGUGCAUGAAGACGAAGGCGAUGACACCUCCAAGAUCAAUGGUGGAGAGAAGCGGCCUGCCUCUGAUAUGGGAAAAAAACCAAAAACUCCCAAAAAAAAGAAGAAGAAGGACCCUAAUGAACCCCAGAAGCCUGUGUCUGCCUAUGCUUUGUUCUUCCGUGACACUCAGGCUGCCAUCAAGGGCCAAAAUCCAAAUGCUACUUUUGGUGAAGUCUCUAAGAUUGUAGCUUCCAUGUGGGAUGGCCUUGGAGAAGAGCAGAAACAGGUCUAUAAGAAGAAAACCGAGGCUGCAAAGAAGGAGUACCUGAAGCAACUAGCAGCAUACAGAGCCAGCCUUGUAUCCAAGAGCUACAGUGAUCCUGUUGAUGUGAAGACAUCUCAGCCACCCCAGCUGGUCAACUCCAAGCCGUCAGUGUUCCAUGGGCCCAGCCAGGCCCACUCAGCUCUGUACCUAAGCUCUCACUAUCAUCAACAACCAGGAAUGAAUCCUCACCUCACCGCCAUACACCCAAGCCUCCCCAGAAACAUAGCACCCAAGCCGAAUAACCAAAUGCCAGUGACUGUCUCCAUAGCCAACAUGGCUGUGUCCCCACCACCACCCCUCCAGAUCAGCCCACCUCUUCACCAGCAUCUCAGCAUGCAGCAGCAUCAGCCGCUUGCCAUGCAGCAGCCGCUUGGGAGCCAGCUUCCCAUGCAGGUCCAGUCUGCCUUACACUCGCCCACCAUGCAGCAAGGAUUUACUCUUCAACCUGACUAUCAGACUAUUAUCAACCCUACAUCUACAGCCGCACAAGUUGUCACCCAAGCGAUGGAGUAUGUGCGUUCUGGGUGCAGAAACCCUCCCCCACAGCCGGUGGACUGGAACAACGACUACUGCAGUAGUGGGGGCAUGCAGAGGGACAAAGCACUGUACCUCACCUGAAAAAUCUCAACAUGUCUCAUUUCCACUGAGGAAUUCAGGGAAGUCUUUUCAUCAUGGAUUGCUUUGUACACUCAAGGCAAUUCUUCAUUUUAUUAGAAAAUACAAGUUGCUAAGCACUUAGGACCAUGUGAGCUUGUGGGUCACCCACUCUGGAAGAAAUAGUCAUGCUUCGUUAUUAUUUUUUUAAUCUUUUAUGGACAUUGUUCCUCUUCCCUGAAGGAAGUAUGGACCGUUCUGAUUUCUGUUGGUUUUGCUGUGAAGUACUGCGCUCUAGUAACUGCCUUAGCAACGGUAGAUGUCUGGGGUAAUGGUCCUGGGUUUUCAUUGGUUUUCAUAAUGGGUGUUUAUAUGAAACUACUAAAGACUUUUUAAAUGGCUUGAUGUAGCAGUCAUAGCAAGUUUGUAAAUAGCAUCUAUGUUACACUCUCCUAGAGUAUAAAAUGUGAAUGUUUUUGUAGCUAAAUUGUAAUUUGAAACUGGCUUACCCCAGUUUGUUUAUUUCACAGAGGGGUUAAAUUGGCAAACAUUCAUAUUUUUACUUCAUUUUUAAAAACAACUGACUAAUAGUUCUAUAUUUUCAAAAUACUUGAAAAAAAUAUUCCCAAAUGAUUUUAAUUUAAAAACAAAUUGGCUUUGUCUUAUUGAUCAGACAAGAAGAACCUAGUGUGGAGGGAGGGAAGCGCAAACACAUUUAUUUUGUAUUGCAAAAAAAAUCCUUUUUUGUAUCACUUUUGUGUAACAGUUAGUAAAUGUCAUCUAUCUAAGUCCUUUUAUGUAUAAAGCUGCCAAAUGCUCACCCGGUAUCUUAGCUGCAGAACCAGGUUGGAAAGCGCUAAACGAUCAUCUUUAUGGCUCUGUAUUAUUGUUUCCUCAUACCGUGUCUGUAUUUAAUCUUUUUUUUUUAUGGAACUUGUUGCGCCUAUUUAUGAAAUAAUAAAUAUAGGUGUUUGUAAGUAAAUUUGUUAGUAUUUGAAAGAGGUUUCAUUGCUGUUUUAAUUUUUGCUGGCAAAAAAAAACCAUGCUUGGUGUGAAUACUUAUUAUUUAGUUCUUACGGUGACAUGAAUAAAACCAAAUCUGCUUUUCAUUUAGUAGCAAAUUAGAGUAAUGAAUCCGUACUUCUGCAUAUCUUUUGUUGACAUAAAUGAAAUACAAUUUUACUUAGCAACCUUCUUUCCUUGCACAAUUCAUCAGAAAAACGCCCCAGAAGUCUCACACACUCCAUGCCUAAACAAAUACCAGUGCACCCUCUUGCUAAAAUGAGCUGUUUCUCACUUCUCAAUUCCAAAACAUGCUCUCCCCAUUAAAAAAAAAAUUCAAAUUGAGUCACCAAAAAUUCCUCAAGCCACAUGCUUCUCUCAUGGCAUCCAGAGAACAAUUUAAGAAUUGACCAAGGGCUCAGGAAGAGAUCAAAAGAAGGCAUAGUCUUUAGAAUCAACCUGGAAAUGAAAGGUGAGUAAGCAGACAGCCAAAGAAAUCGGAAAAGCAGCCAGAACUGGAAGCAUUUGCUAGAAGUUGAGAUUCCUGCUAUCUCUCAGGCCCUCCACUCCCUUCCUUUCCACACACCCUAGGUCCCUCCUGAGAUUUGCUAAGAGAGGGGUCUGCAUAGCUUUAACAACAAAAGGGCGGGUGAACAAAUGUCUCCCUUCCAGGGGGAUUGUAUCACGUAAAUCAAUCUGGUUGGAAAUCAAGGGAAUAGCUGUUUCGUGGAAUGUAUGAAAUAACUUCAGCAAUUUAAAUACAAAUGCAUUAUGUAAUCCAGUCAGAAUUAAAAAGACAAAAAGCUUGCUUGCUUUGGAAUGAUUUUCAAGCAUUGUACAACACUGAAUCACUCAGCAUGUAAUAACUAAUAAAUAAUGCAGAUCCAAUGUUAUCAUUAAAAUGACUGGGGCUGAGAGCUCGAA
Messenger RNA from Peromyscus maniculatus bairdii (prairie deer mouse), 3833 nucleotides. RefSeq names its product thymocyte selection associated high mobility group box (gene Tox). The record is from RefSeq and is a predicted model, not a curated record. Gene Ontology annotation, cellular component: nucleus. Gene Ontology annotation, molecular function: chromatin DNA binding. Gene Ontology annotation, biological process: leukocyte differentiation; regulation of transcription by RNA polymerase II. NCBI's taxonomy places the organism in Eukaryota, Metazoa, Chordata, Mammalia, Rodentia, Cricetidae.